Messenger RNA from Aureobasidium namibiae CBS 147.97, 909 nucleotides. RefSeq names its product RNA-binding domain-containing protein. Bases 1 to 909 code for a protein of 302 amino acids. The record is from RefSeq and is a predicted model, not a curated record. Gene Ontology annotation, molecular function: mRNA binding. Gene Ontology annotation, cellular component: cytoplasm; nucleus. The transcript is spliced from 3 exons. Lineage: Eukaryota; Fungi; Ascomycota; Dothideomycetes; Dothideales; Saccotheciaceae.
AUGCCUCUUAUGCACUGUCAGUUUCCUCCCUCCCGGGCAAAAAGCUGUGGUGAAGGAGACUUCUUUUUUUACAUUGAAGGCCUUCCACCAUACUAUACCUGGGGAAUGUUGAAAGAUCUCACCAGGAAAGUCGCUCCACAUCCAGGAUGGACCGAAAUGGCCUCGACUCCGCAAGGCAUGCAAAAGGGACGCGGCUGGAUCAAAAUCAAGCGGGCCAAAGAUGCAUUCAACCUUUAUGGAUUCUUGACCAAUGGCUCGCCUUCUCUGAGACCACUCAAGGUUUACCUCUGGUCAACAGCUCGAUCACCUCCAGAACUAUUGCGAUGUAACGAUGCUCCACACCCGAUCCAACGGUUCUCAUCGCCACAGAUUGUCAGCGCCUACUCUACUCGUCUGAGUACACCUAUCAGUAGUACCACACCUAUGAGCACCCUCAUGAGCACCCCUAUGAGUACGCCCAUGAGUACGCCAAUGCACGGAAGUCCGGUAUUCCAUCACUCGCCUCCUCUAACUCCGAGGAAGAUGAGUCCAACAUAUGUCUACACACCGAACCACCGUCCCAUAAACGCCACAGGUGGACUCGUUCAGACCAAGUCAAGAGGUAUCUUCAUAAGUCAAUUGGACUAUGGGGUCGAUCAGCGGCAACUAGAGGAGUACCUGCGCAGGAUUGGACCCUUCGACAGCUGCGAGAUCCGACGGAAUCCGGCUAGUGGUCGAUCGCGCGGCAUAGCAACAGCCAAAUUUGCAUCUACCGAGGCGGCCGCCAGAGCGAUUCAAGUUUUGCAUGGUCAGAAGCUCAUGCGUAACACAAUCAGCGUGCGCUUUGACACUGAGAAGGAGACUGUCAUAUCAUCGAGCUCGACCAAGAGUCACCAUGGAGGUCUCAUUAUUGCCAAUGGCUCGAAAUGA